AUGUUGAAAACUCGAGACCCUCGCGCUUGGAGCACUCGAAAAAUGAGGUCGAGCGCGGACGACCUGAUGGCCCGGACUAUAAAACAACCCAUGCCUCUUCUUUUUAUCAUCCUCUCGUUAUGGACAGGAGGCGCGAUGUGCGUCGAGACAUCGACUCAUCUUCCAGUGAACCGAGGUGCUGCCAGGCAAAUGUAUGGCAGCGGAAGUUUGAGACAAACAGGAAGCGGCCCGGUACUCGAUGUCACCACGGCGAUGUCUGGACACGCUCGGGACAAAAAUACUCAGGAUACGAGGAACGAUGUGAGGCAGGAUGAGAAAUCACUGGGACAUCUCGAUCUGCCUGAACAUCCUGAAGAAUAUCCCCACGAGUCUCAUGGGGGUGGUUAUCAAACGGGGCACGACGAGAGCGGCGCUUGGAGUCGUAAUCCGGCUCAAAUACCUCGUAAUCCUUUCCACCUGACACCGGGAAUGUUCCCAAGAAUACCCGGACAACCCUCGGACUAUCAUCAGCCGAGUGACGUUCCCAGUUACAGAAAUGGCGCACCGGUAAAUGGCAUGCGUAUACCCGUUUCAAACGGCGGGAUUUAUGGACAAGGACGUACAGGUGGAAUGUCACGCGGUGUUGAUCGCGGUGGCCGGGGACGAGGUGGAGUUUACGGUGCUUCAUCUGCGGUCGGAGGAUACGAAGAUCGGGAGGUUGCCGAUCGUUCGAGGUUCAACAAUGGCCUGGAGCGUGGUCACGGUGUAGGGCCGGUCGGUGAAGCUGAUCCUGACCGAUUCGGGCCUGAUCAAAAGACACUGAUACAGGAGCUCGAGGAUGAAAGCGAUUUCACCGACUUCGUUGCACCCUGCGGAUGGAUUUGCCUCGGUGGUUAUUUCCUUUGCUCUAGUUCGUGCAUUUGUGUCAGCAUGGAACAGCGUUGCGAUGGAAAGAUGGAUUGCGAGAACAACGAGGACGAAGUGAACUGCGACGAGGUACUGGAGGAGAGAAACUCGAACGGAAAUUGUUACGGGCAAAGGAAUCGCCGCUGUCCUAUAUCCGGGCAUUGCAUAUCAGACUCGUGGAUAUGCGACGGUGACGAUGACUGUGGAGAUUAUUCGGACGAGGCGCCUUGCGGAAAUCGAUUGAAUUGCACGGAGGAGCAGUUUCAGUGUCGAAACGGUUUGUGCGUCGAGAGGGCCUGGCUCUGCGACGGAGACAACGAUUGCAUGGAUUACUCGGACGAAGAAGACUGCGCUGAAAAGAAGAAAUGCAAAGAAGAUGAAUUCACUUGUCCGGACGGAAUGUGCAUCAUGAACGAGUACAGAUGCGACGGUGAAUACGAUUGUCGUGAUGGUUCCGACGAAGCGAAAUGCGAAAUAUUCCAAGAUGUUCAUUGCGGAGAAAAUUACUUCGAGUGCGCUACACCUCGGUGCAUAAAGAUUGAGUACCGAUGCGACGGAGACGACGAUUGCGGCGAUGCAAGCGACGAGGAAAACUGCCCCAAUACCGUUGAGCCCUGCCCUGACAACAAUUUCAGAUGCGCCAAUGGGGAAUGCAUCAGUGAGAGCAAGAUGUGUGACGGGAAAUCAGACUGUCCGAACGGCGAGGACGAAAUGGCACCCUGCAAGAACCUCACUCCGAAGCCAUGUUCCCCAACCGACGAGUACCACUGUGAAUCGAGUCAUUGCGUCCCGCGUACCUGGGUCUGCGACGGUGUGAUGGAUUGUCCGAAUGGGGACGACGAGGAACUGUGCGCUUUCAGUUGCGAUGUCACGCAGUAUUUGUGCAAAGCGAUACCCUCGGUGGGAAACGACACUAUCUCCAUCGCUGGACCUUCCCAUGCCAUGACUCAUCAUUUUCAUCCUUAUUGUAUCAGCAAAAAGCACGUUUGCGACGGAUUUCCCGACUGUCCUGAAAAAGAUGAUGAAGUAGAUUGUCCGACGAAAAGAGAGUGCACGCCCACGGACCGUUGCACACAACAAUGCAUCCUGACAGCUAACAAUGAAAAAACUUGCUCCUGCGAGUUUGGUUUUGUACUCGGUCCCGAUAACGCAACCUGUCACGACGUCAAUGAGUGCGAAUUCGAAAAGGAUCCGGUUUGCAGUCAACUAUGCAACAAUACUUUGGGAUCUUUCACGUGCAGCUGUAUGCGCGGCUACGUGCUGCGACCGGAUUUCCGAACUUGUAAAGCCAUCGGUGCUAAUCUCAAACUGCUAUUCACGAAUCGCGUGGACAUCAGGAAGAUGACUCUGGGUCCACCGAAGCAAUCGAAGCACACGCCCAUACUGAAGGGUCUGCACAACGCUAUAGCUCUGGGAUAUCAUUACAAACGCGGAGUGAUUUAUUGGUCGGAUGUCUCGAUGGAUGUAAUAAGAAAAGUGUACAUAAAUGGGAGCGAUCCUGAGGAUGUAUUGCGAUGGGGUCUGGACAUGCCUGGUGGGAUCGCGAUCGAUUGGAUUCAUGAUUUGUUAUUUUGGACGGAUGCUGGAACCAGUAGAAUCGAAGUUAUAACGCUUGACACGAACAUUCGUCACGUUUUGAUAUCGAGCGAUCUUGGAAAGCCGCGGGCGAUAGCGGUGCACCCGCAUUACGGCUACGUCUUCUGGACCGACUGGGGAUCGAAUCCGAAGAUCGAACGAGCGGAUAUGGAUGGUUCGGACAGAACAGCGAUUGUGACGACUUCCAUCACUUGGCCGAAUGGUUUGACGAUCGAUUACACGACCGAUCGAAUAUUUUGGACCGAUGCGAAGCCUGCCUUCAUCGAAUCCGCCAAUCUCGAUGGCACUGGAAGAAAGAAGAUUCUUAGCAAGGGCCUUUAUCAUCCGUUCGCCAUAACCGUAUUCGAGGACCUGAUCUAUUGGACCGAUUGGCAUUUCAAAAGUGUUUCUUCGGCGAACAAGGCUAACGGACGAGGUUUCAAGACUAUUUACUCAGGUAUAGAGACGAAGCACGAUAAAGACACUUCAAUCGGGUUUCGGACGUGGAAAUCUACCGAUUCUGUCGCCAUUUCGUUUUCAGGCCUCCACUUCCCCAUAGAUCUUCACAGCUAUCAUCCUCAACGACAACCAGAUUUUCCUAAUCACUGUGGUGACAACAACGGCAAAUGUUCUCACAUGUGUCUGCCGAACAGCGCGGGAUACAGUUGCGUUUGUCCAGUGGGCCUCAAGAUCAAACGAGACGGGAAAAACUGCGCCACGACUGCGGACAAUCUUCUUAUAUUCGCGAGGAAACGUGAUCUCCGGAUGAUACCGAUCGAUCAAACGACCAGAGCCUUCGACACGGUCAUUCCAGUCGAUCACGUCGCCAGUGCAGUUGCUCUUACUUGGGACUCGAACGAGGAUACCAUUUAUUGGACCGACGUUGAAGCUAAUUCGAUCAGCCGUGCACAUCUCAAUGGAACCAAUCAGAGCCUCGUCAUUUAUCACAAUUUGGUAUCACCCGCUGGUUUGGCCAUGGACUGGAUCAGCAAAAAGUUGUAUUGGACCGACGCUGGAACUAACAGAAUCGAGUGCUCCAAUCUCGACGGCUCCAUGAGGACACUUUUGGUGUACGAGGGACUCGACAAACCGAGGGACAUCGUCGUGGAUCCAAUAUCUGCUUACAUGUAUUGGAGCGAUUGGGGCAAAACGCCGAAGAUUGAGAGAGCCUCGAUGGACGGUAGUCAACGAAGAGUGCUCAUAGGUGCGAAUUUGACGUGGCCGAAUGGGCUGGCGAUAGAUUUCGAUAAGAAGCGGUUGUACUGGGCGGACGGUGGCACGAAGAGUAUCGAGUAUUCGGAUCUCGAUGGCAAGAACCGGACAGUCUUGAUGGGAAACUUGCCGCAUCCGUUUGGCCUGGUGAUUCAUCGAAACAAGAUUUACUGGACAGAUUGGGAAACUCUGAGUAUCCACAGGGCGGAUAAGAAUACCGGUGGCAACGUGACCGUCGUGAGAUCAGGCAUAACCGGUCUCAUGGAUGUUCGAGCGUUCCAUCGAAAUCGGCGAACUUCCGAAAAUCCUUGUCAUCCGAACAACGGAAAUUGUUCUCACCUGUGUCUGGUAGCCCGGAGAACUCGUCACAUGAAAUGCGCCUGUCCGACCGGGAUCCGUUUGCAGGCUGAUGGAAAAACUUGUGCAACGAUGCCCAGCAAAUUCGUAAUUUUUGCUCACCGCAUAGACAUCAGAGUUUUGUCCCUGGACGUCGAUUAUUCGGUGGACGUAGCGGUGCCCAUUCCGUUUAUGAAGAACGCGAGCGGCGUCGACGUGGAUCUUCGGAAUGCCCAAAUUUAUUGGUCGGAUCCGGACGAAGAUGUUAUAAAAAAGACGUUUUUUAACGGCAGCGCUGUCGAGACGAUUAUCGACACGGGGAUCGACACCGUCGACAGCCUCGUGGUUGAUUCGAUAGGGAGAAAAAUUUACUGGACGGACGCGGGUCUCAAUAGCGUCGAAGUGUCCGAGCUCGACGGGCGAAAUCGGAAGGUCCUCGUUUGGUCGGGGCUCGACAGUCCUCGCGCAAUCGUCCUGCAUUAUGAGAGAGGUUUCAUCUACUGGUCGGACUGGGGUUUGAACGCUCGUAUCGAGCGUGCCAACAUGGACGGUGAAGAGAGGGAGACCAUCAUCGCCGACAAUCUCGUCUGGCCUAACGGACUGGCCAUCGAUUAUGAGGAGAAAAGGCUCUACUGGACCGAUGCGAAGAGAAAAGUCAUCGAAUCGUCGGAUCUCGAUGGUGAAAAUCGGAAAAUCGUCAUCAAGAACGCCUCGUAUCCUUACGGCCUGACUGUCAUGGGCGAAUAUAUUUAUUGGAGCGAUUGGCACUCGCAGGGGCUCGUCAGAGCUAACAAAACGUCCGGACUCGUUUUGGGUGUCGUGAGCAGCAAGCUCGACGGAGUUCUCGACGUUCGAUCGGUCAACAUCGAGAACGCGAGACUGAGCGACAACGUUUGUGGCAAAAACAAUGGCGGCUGUUCCCACCUUUGCCUGCGCAAUCCACGAGGCUUUUCCUGCGCCUGCCCCAGUGGAAUCUUACUCAACGAUGACAAGAAGACCUGCAACACGACUCCCUCCAAUUUUCUACUGUCCGCAGCGAGAAAAGGCCUCGCCAGAAUUUCCUUCGACACUCCCGAUAUGCGGGAAGUUGCUCUGCCCGUUACCGAUGUCCAUCGUGCUUUGUCCAUCGAUUUUCAUUGGUCACGAGGACAGAUUCUCUACACCGAUACCAUCAGCGCUCGGGACAAAGGAUUCAUGAUCAAGUCCGUAAACAUGCGAAAUUACAGCGACGUCAAAACGAUCAUAACCGGGUCCGAGAGCAUUUCUCCGUUCAGCGUAGCAGUCGAUUGGAUCGCCAACAAUCUUUACUGGACGGACAUGAAGCACAAAGUCGUAGCGGUUGCCAGGAUUGAUGGAACUAGUCAAAAAACGAUAGUCAGUGGUCUGGAAGACCCAAGAUCACUGGCUCUCUUCCCAAGGCAGGGCUACGUUUUCUGGACGGAAUGGGGCGAUCGCGCAAAAAUCCAGAGGUCUCUUCUCGAUGGCUCUAACCCCAAAGCCAUCGUCUCAACGGAUUUGGCUUUCCCUAAUGGCCUUUCCAUCGAUUACGCCAGCAAGAAAAUCUUCUGGGCUGAUUCCCUGAAAGACAGAAUCGAAACGUCCGACCUUCACGGACGGUACAGAGUCACUCUCGUCAGUGGCUUCAUCGACCCCUUCGGUCUCACCCAGUACGGUCAACACAUUUACUGGGCUAACUGGAAACUCGAGAUGAUACAGCGGGCGGACAAGGAAACUGGGGAAAACCGUGUUCCGAUACGCACUUCGUUGGGCUUCAUGACCGACCUCAAGAGCAUCUCGGUCGAGCGACAAACCGGCUGGACUCCUUGUGCCAUCGACAACGGGGGAUGCAGCCACCUCUGCCUUUUCGCUCGUAAGAGCUACAAGUGCGCGUGCCCCGACGUUCAGGAUCCAAAAUGCUCCACAGUUGCUAAGAAACAAGUGCCGCUCCGUAAGCCCGGAAGUGAGAACGACCCCGACGCAGAAGAGCUGGACGACGACGAGCCCAAGUACCCGGAAAUAGCGACCGGAUCGAACAACCGCGGUGGAGACGACAAAUUCAAAAAUUUCAAAUCCAAUCAGGAAAAAAAAUACAGUCUGAGGACUGUCAUAAUAACGGUGGUAGCGAUGUUGGCCUUCACUGCAGUCCUCGUCGUAAUAAUCAUCAUUCUGCUUUGCCAACGUAAAGCUCGACAGGGAAAGUACAGACAGUACGCGAGUCGACGCAACGUCAGAACGUUCUCGAAUCCAAAUUACAACGCCUCCGGAGCUGACGUCGCUCCGGGUAAUCCUCAGCAGGAGAAAAAAUCCUUCAUAUGGAAACGUCUCAAAUACGACAGUUCUCAGGAGAGAGUGUACGAGGAUAACGGGCCGACCUCGAGUCCCGAAGUCGUUUCACUGAUUCCCCCUUCGGCGACCCCUAGCAGCAGCCGAGCACCGUCGGUCACCCCGAGGGAGUCCUCGCCGUCUCUGACUCACAUAACGCAUCUCAAUGGUUAAUACGAAAACGAAAUAAAUAUAAGCGAAAGCAGCAGCAAGCACCCGAAACAACCGAAUAAAAACGAACAAAUGAAAUACUCGAUAGUGAUAUUUUGAGAACGUGGCAUCGAUGGAGCUCGAAAAAUCUUGCGUGCCAUCUUGGUCUGCGAGUCUUUCAUACCUUCAACAUCCAGAUCGAAGUAGAGCCAAAACAUGGUCUCAAAGAAACGUCAAAAUUUCAUAGAAAGGUAAACCAUAAUAAGCAUGAACAUUAAAACCCGAAAAAAAUUUGUUGAAAAUACAGAGAAGCUCAAUGGGCAUGAAGGAGAAUGGAGAAUAUACUGUAUGACGAGAAAACGGUGAAAAAAUUCUUUGUAUUCCUUGAUUCAUUCUAUAACACGUAGUGACACGGUACGCAGGCGAGCGCCUAACGCAUUUCGACCGAUAAACUUCCCGCCUAUUUUUAUAAAAAAGUAAAUAAAUUAAAAACAAACAAUUAAAAUAACAAUAUAUAUAUAUAUAUAAAUAUAUAUAAAUGCGUCUAUAUUUUUUCUAUGAGCUACACGAUAUUUUUUCUCUUUAAAUUCCAUACCUUCUCGAAGUGAUCAUUUAUUUCGUUGAAUACGGGAUCGAGUAUACGUCGCAGCGCCGGAAGCUGCCGACAUUUUGUCUUUCUUCUCAUCGCGAUUGGUUUGUUUUUAUUUUUCUUAUCGUUACUGUCCCAGCCGGUCUAGGACGACGGAACGUCUAAUUUUGGAAAAGAUUGACAAACAUUCGGAGGAACGAAAAUACAAUGACUCCGUGCUUAGCGAGGUAUUAGGAAUAAUACGAAUAAUCGCACGGGAAGGGAGAGACGGAGGGUAAAUUCGAAACGUAAAACGAAUGAACACCAAAAAAACAAAAGUAUUAGAAAACGAUAAAAGAUGUAAAGUACUUGUAAUGAAAAGUGGAGCCGAAAUCGCCGGGCCUGACUCAAAUUCACGCGGGGCUGAUUGGGAUCUCGGUUACAAUUGACUUGAUUAAUUAUAUGAAGCAAAAAAAUAAAUACGCGUUGAUAUCGCGAUAACACGAGUAGCGAUUUAUGUUUUUCUCAUUAGAGGCUCUGAAAAACGUAUCGCAGUUAUCUUCUUUUUUGAUUGGAAGCAAUGCCUGAUUUUAUAAAAUAACAGAAAACUCAUUGUUUCCUUGAUCUGAUACAUGGAAAUGCUUGCAAAGUGCUGACUCGAAUUCGACGAUUUAAAAAUAUCCCCAAUUACGACGACGUGAUAAAAACUGACUAAAAGAGAUCGCGAGAUACGCAUAACCUACAAAUUGACUGUGAGGCGCUCUGGUGGUUCGUUAAAGAAACACACUCGAUCGCUUUGCAACAUCGACGUGUGUUGCGUUUACGCUCAGAUGAAAUGAGUGUCGCGACAACCAAAAACUAAAAACAGAGAAAUCUGAAGUCCAACUGUUUUAUGAAUACAUUUCAGAUUUACGCGAUAACGUUUUCAGUAUCGCUUAUGCGAUGCCCGAUUUCAUUGUUUAUCUCCGAAUGAAAGAUUUCUUCGAUGAUCGAGUGUUCGGAAUGAGUCACGUGCAAAUAUAUGCUCGAGUGCAUUGUUUCUAGCUGCGGGAGCAUUUGCGUGGGACUUGCUCGCAUGAGGAGAAAAUUGAAUACACGAAUAUCAAGAAAAACGGAUUUUUAAUGAAAACAUAUUCGAGAGUUUGAACGAACACAAUCGAGUGAUUCUAAUUGUGGCAUCAAUCUCACGAGUAUAUAUACAAAUAUUGGAAGACAAAACGAUUAUUCCCGAGAGCUGUCCGUCCGUCCGUCCGUCGCGCCAACAAGCGGUUCCAUCGUCGGAAUUCAGUUCGGAUCACGGUUGGCCGUGCGAGCGCAUGUGUGUGUUGAAGUGUGUGGGUGAUUAAAAAAAAUUGACGAAAAUAUCGUAACAAAAAUGUCGAAGAAUCGUGCUACUUUUUUGCUGAGAAAGAUCGAAGAAAAUACGAGUGAAAAAUCAUGAAUCGAACAUUAUUUUCCUGUCGAAUGAGCGAAGAUUUUUUCUCAAGAAUCAUUUUUAUUGACAGAUCGUUCGUUGGGAAAUGAAGUUUUCAGUGAUUUUUCAUUCGCACAGCUUUCAUCCCUGUUUACUAGAACGAAAUUCAUGCUAAUUCGAACAUUCGGGCUCGUUGAAAAGUGCUAUUGAAUCUGAAUAUAUCUACGCUCGUUAAUAAAGAGCGUAAAAUCAUCUUGUUCCAUUCCAAUUCCGGAAUCAUAUAAAAUGAGAAAAUGCUCGAUAACAACGCAUUUUUGUCAAAUGCACAAUUUUUAUACACAUUCCGAUAGAAAAUUUGAAAAUCGUUGUAAAAAACAAGAGGAGCGAAGCUUGCGAAGUUCGAUGCUCAGGUGAACCGAACAAGCGAUCGCAACACUCAAAAAAACUCUGUGAAUGUUAGUAAAAGUAAAUAUUCAUCUCUAAACGAGAUGAGAUUUGUCAAGUUCGUCAGGCAAAAAAAUUUCAUUUUAAUUUUUCGAUCGUUUUAGAAGAAAAUAUAUUUUGUCAUGGCUUUUCAUUACUCUUGCAUUUUGAUUUCUCGAAUCAGUGUACACUUGAUUUUCACGCUAUCUUUCGAUUACUGGGACGCGCGGUCGUCAAUUUUUGGGCGAGGUUAGAAGUCUUUCACUCGCCACUCGCAGCAAAACCUUCCGGGAUAAAUGUCAAGUCAAUAUUUUUUUCUGUUUUCCAGUGACUUCAACAUAAGCUCGAUUCAAAUUAAAGAAAAAAAAAAUUUGAAACACCUUUUUUAUCCGAGUGCCCAAACAGCGUGUGAAACGUUUGUGUACGUAAUGUAAUGUUUAGAAGCUGCGCGAGAGAUCGUGGUUACUGUACGGAAUGGAAAAUGACAAUGAGGCUUGAAGAAAAACAUGACAACACCGCUCAAUGUUUCUAGUUUCGUUUGCCAUAACCUCCAAAAGUUUGGUAACACAAUGAUUAUCUGGCAUAAUGUAUUUUUUGUUGGUGUACAUUUGUGAUAAUGAGAACAUGCGAAAAUGUGUCCCCGCGGGCAUAAAGUUUUGUCGGAACGUCGGUCUCACAAUUUUUAUUUAAAAACGAACAUUAAAUAAAUUACUUUCUCUGUUAGUAUAAAUACUAGAUUUUCGAGAGACGAGGAUAUAAAGAUUACUGUAAUUACAGCUACGAAUCGUACGGUUAUAUCCGUUUCUCUGAAGUAACAUUAGGAACGUAUUGCAAAACAGUUACACCCAAGGUUGUCCGGUACAAGUUUUGCGACAUUCGAGUGUAAUGAAAUCGACACAAGAAACUGGCUAAUCUCACGUCGACGAGCGUACGAACCGUUUUGCGUGUAUUUCGACGAAAAUUUGUGAAAAUUUGUAUUCGAGGAAUCCGCGAGAUGGACGAUUUGAAUAAAAAAUUGUAACGGAUGAUGAAUUUCGAUGUUUGUAAAGUUCAAAAUGUAUGUGGAUUUGAUUAAAGUAUCUAUGAUCGAGAAUUAUUGCGAUUGUAAAUUUUGGCUGAGAAGAUAAAUUUUUAGCGAUCAUAUACAGCGAAAGGGCACGAUUUUAUCAAACGCAAAUAAAGAAGUUCGAUUUCGCAGACACUUUAAAUAAAUAUAUGGAAGUUUAAUCGACGUGACACGAUGAGACCGUUUUAUAUUCUGGUCGUCCGAUUUGAGCCGAUGCACUUCGUAUAUCGAUAUUAACGAACAUGGUGGUUAGAACGGCACGGAAUCCCGUCACGUGUAUAUUUUAAUACAUCUCACUACGGCGUUUGUCCCCUUACCUCCUUCCAAUCCCUCCGAACCGCAAUCCAAAUCGUGUGCACAAAUCGCACAAAUUAAGACCCAAAUGGAUGGAUUCUCAAUAUGUCUCGUAUACUUUUAUCUCGUCGUUAAGGUCAAAGAAACUACUUCGAGCAUAAGGAGAUAAAUAAAAGUCUAAAACGAAAGAAAGGAUGGAGAGAAAAAUAAAGUAGACUACGAUAUGAAUGUGUAAAUAAACGUAAAUUAUAUAUAUUCAAAAUACGGAUAAACACGAUUACUUAAUUAGCUCUAAGAACAUGAUAUUAUUGUAAUAUUUGUAUAGGAAUUUGCGAGUGAUUUUAGAAAAUUGUUUAAUAUGUAUAUUUAAACGUCACGCGACCUCCUCGUGACGUUGAAAUAAAAAUAUUCUGUAUCCUACGUGUAA
Venturia canescens is the source of this 10672-nucleotide messenger RNA. It is a transcript of the gene Lrp4, whose product is annotated as LDL receptor related protein 4. Gene Ontology annotation, molecular function: hormone binding; protein binding; calcium ion binding. Gene Ontology annotation, biological process: receptor-mediated endocytosis. Lineage: Eukaryota; Metazoa; Arthropoda; Insecta; Hymenoptera; Ichneumonidae. The transcript is spliced from 21 exons. The record is from RefSeq and is a predicted model, not a curated record. The coding region runs from base 1 to 6504 and encodes 2167 amino acids. Gene Ontology annotation, cellular component: plasma membrane; signaling receptor complex; apical plasma membrane.